Messenger RNA from Phacochoerus africanus (Common warthog), 3386 nucleotides. RefSeq names its product ATPase H+ transporting V1 subunit A (gene ATP6V1A). The transcript is spliced from 15 exons. Gene Ontology annotation, cellular component: proton-transporting V-type ATPase, V1 domain; lysosomal membrane. Gene Ontology annotation, biological process: proton transmembrane transport; ATP metabolic process. Gene Ontology annotation, molecular function: proton-transporting ATPase activity, rotational mechanism; ATP hydrolysis activity; ATP binding. The coding region runs from base 113 to 1969 and encodes 618 amino acids. The record is from RefSeq and is a predicted model, not a curated record. Lineage: Eukaryota; Metazoa; Chordata; Mammalia; Artiodactyla; Suidae.
GGCCCGCCCCCUUCUCUGCAGCUGAAGACUUCCCCUCCCACAGUGACAGAGCCUCUGGGUCGGUCGGUGUCGGUACACUUUUUGCACCUCGCGCCCCGGCAGGUAAAUUAACAUGAUGGAUUUCUCCAAGCUACCCAAAAUACUUGAUGAAGAUAAAGAAAGCACAUUUGGUUAUGUGCAUGGGGUGUCAGGACCUGUGGUUACAGCCUGUGACAUGGCAGGUGCAGCCAUGUAUGAACUGGUCAGAGUGGGCCACAGCGAGUUGGUUGGAGAGAUUAUCCGAUUGGAAGGUGACAUGGCCACCAUCCAGGUGUAUGAAGAAACCUCUGGCGUGUCUGUUGGAGAUCCUGUACUCCGCACUGGUAAACCCCUCUCAGUAGAGCUUGGUCCUGGCAUUAUGGGAGCCAUUUUUGAUGGUAUUCAAAGACCUUUGUCAGACAUCAGCAGUCAAACUCAAAGUAUUUACAUUCCCAGAGGAGUAAAUGUAUCUGCUCUUAGCAGGGAUGUCAAAUGGGAGUUCACACCUAGCAAAAACCUCCGGGUGGGUAGUCAUAUCACUGGUGGAGAUAUUUAUGGAAUUGUCAAUGAGAACUCGCUCAUCAAACACAGAAUCAUGUUGCCCCCACGAAACAGAGGAACUGUAACUUAUAUUGCUCCCCCUGGAAAUUACGAUACUUCUGAUGUUGUAUUGGAGCUUGAAUUUGAAGGUGUAAAGGAGAAGUUCAGCAUGGUCCAAGUGUGGCCUGUACGUCAGGUUCGACCUGUCACUGAGAAGCUGCCGGCUAAUCAUCCUCUGUUGACUGGCCAGAGAGUCCUGGAUGCCCUUUUUCCGUGUGUACAGGGAGGAACUACUGCAAUCCCUGGGGCCUUUGGCUGUGGGAAGACAGUGAUAUCACAGUCUCUGUCCAAGUAUUCCAACAGUGAUGUGAUCAUCUAUGUAGGAUGUGGUGAAAGAGGAAAUGAGAUGUCUGAAGUCCUCCGGGACUUCCCAGAGCUCACGAUGGAAGUUGAUGGUAAGGUAGAGUCAAUUAUGAAGAGGACAGCAUUGGUAGCCAAUACCUCCAAUAUGCCUGUUGCUGCUAGAGAAGCCUCUAUUUAUACUGGAAUUACACUGUCGGAAUAUUUCCGUGACAUGGGCUACCACGUCAGUAUGAUGGCUGACUCUACCUCCAGAUGGGCUGAGGCCCUUAGAGAAAUAUCUGGUCGCUUAGCUGAGAUGCCUGCAGAUAGUGGAUAUCCUGCAUAUCUUGGUGCCCGUCUGGCCUCUUUCUAUGAGCGAGCUGGCAGAGUGAAAUGCCUUGGAAAUCCUGAAAGAGAAGGGAGCGUCAGCAUUGUAGGAGCAGUUUCUCCGCCUGGUGGUGAUUUUUCUGAUCCAGUUACAUCUGCUACUCUUGGUAUUGUUCAGGUGUUCUGGGGCUUAGAUAAAAAACUAGCUCAACGUAAGCAUUUCCCUUCUGUCAACUGGCUGAUCAGCUACAGCAAGUACAUGCGUGCCUUGGAUGAAUACUAUGACAAACACUUCACUGAGUUUGUUCCUCUCAGGACCAAAGCUAAGGAGAUUCUGCAGGAAGAAGAAGAUUUGGCAGAAAUUGUACAGCUUGUGGGAAAGGCUUCCCUAGCAGAAACAGAUAAAAUCACUCUGGAGGUAGCAAAGCUUAUCAAAGACGAUUUCCUACAGCAAAAUGGAUAUACUCCUUAUGACAGGUUCUGCCCCUUCUACAAGACAGUAGGGAUGUUGUCCAACAUGAUUGCAUUUUAUGACAUGGCCCGCAGAGCUGUUGAAACCACCGCCCAGAGUGACAAUAAAAUCACAUGGUCCAUUAUCCGUGAGCACAUGGGGGAGAUCCUCUAUAAGCUUUCCUCCAUGAAAUUCAAGGAUCCAGUGAAAGAUGGUGAGGCCAAGAUCAAGGCCGACUAUGCACAACUACUGGAGGAUAUGCAGAAUGCAUUCCGUAGCCUUGAAGAUUAGACCUGGGAUUCUUUCCUCCUUUUCCUCAGCAAGCUCUCAUAUGUGUAUAUUUUCCUAAAGUUCUCAUCUCAAUCCCUCUGCUUCUUUAUUGUGCAGCUUUGAGACUAGUGCCUGGGUGUACAUGUUAUCAUUUGUGUCCCUGUUUAUUUGAUGUCUUAUAUAAAACAAACAUUCCUUUGUUUCAGUGUUUGAAGGGCCUCCCUAAUCCUUUCUCCAAAGUGGUGAAUGUAGUAAAUAUGAUAUUCAGUGGCUACACUACUGUAAAUUUGUCUGUAGGGUGACGUCUCUCCUUGUUCUGGGUUGGCCCUUUCCUCAUCACCAUUAAAUUGUAAACAGGACUACUGCAUGUAUUCUCCUAGCAAUGGAUUUAGAAUGGAAAGCCAGACUUCUAUAUAUUUUGACAGGUACUUUGUGAACUGACCCAGUAUCUAGGUGGUAAGGUUAUUUGUGGCUUGGCAUUUUGCUAAGUAACUACUUUUCAGGAAAUAAUUACUUUUAAAAAAAAACAUAAAUGAUCGAUGUUCCAAUUAUGCAUUGCUUCCCCCAGUUUCAAUCAAAGGUUAUUUAUGGGAAACUGUUGAGAACUAUACUGUUUCUAAAACAGGCAUUUAUGGGGCUCAUCACAGUAGAUCUAUCAGUACCCUCCAAAAAGGAGCCAGGUGGUCAAACUUAGACUAACAUCAUCUUGUUAAGCCUAUUUUAUUUCUCUAGGAAAAAAAUCAGUAUCAAGGACUAUUGUACUGCAUUACUAGGAAGUUCUUUUUAAAACUACAUUGAAAACAAUCACCGGGAACUUGAUUCACGUCGCACCCUCUUUCUUUUCCUCAAACAUCUUAGAAGCCUAAGCUUCUGAGAAUCAUGGCGGUGUGAUAGGCAGUCACAUGCCACAGAGAAGAUAUUUAGUAGUGGUUAAAGGUUGUUUGCACCUUUAAGGACCAGCUGGGCUAUAGUGAUUCUUGGGGCCAGAGUGGCUUUAUGUUUUUUCAAGAUAAUGACAUGUGUUUGUUUGCUUCCUGAGUUUUUGAAUAACCAGUUUACUGAUUGUAGAAAAUACUACAUUCUUUUACAUGGUUUUUGACUCACUGGCUCAAAAAAUUUCCCAGAAUAUCUGUAGCCACAGCAGCGUAACAGUUUCCAUUCUGUUUCAUGGGAAUGAAAUUAAUUGUAUCUGCUGAUAACAGAAUCUGGGUCAUGUGGAAAGAAAAAAAGAUUGUUUCUUCCUGUCUUUUAUGUUUUCAAAUACUAGCUUCUCUGUUUGUAUGAUAAAACACACUGCAGAACAGCUCUGAGAGCAUCAUUUUCCCAUUAACUCUCUCUCUCCAGUUGUGCUGGGAAGAGGAAAGGGUAUAUGAACAUGUCUAACAAUCUCAAAUACCCAAAUGUAAUGGCCUAAAUAAAAUAUUUAUUUUAUGCUUCA